Molecule: messenger RNA, 451 nt
Organism: Eutrema salsugineum
Lineage: Eukaryota; Viridiplantae; Streptophyta; Magnoliopsida; Brassicales; Brassicaceae
Exons: 2
Coding region: 43-273 (76 amino acids)
Source: RefSeq, a predicted model, not a curated record
CUUUCUCGCACAGAGAGAGAGAGAGAGACAGAGGGGAAGAAGAUGAAGCGGACGGUGAUGGACAACGCGAUUCGAUCAUCGGUGGUAGUGUUGGGAUCACUGGCCUUUGGUUACUUGUCACUUGAACUUGGUUACAAGCCUUUCCUUGAAAAGGCUGAACAAUACGAACGAUCUCUUCAAUCUCAAACUUCUCAACACCAACAACAAGAUGAACAAGAAGAAGCGAGGUGGGACGAUAACAACAAUUUGGAGGGGUGGGAGGAGAAAAGCUAGAUCAUAUCAGUGUUUUUUUUCUCUACGACUGGCCUAGGAAUGUGUAAGGAAGAACCUUGUCGAUGCUUGCUUCUUUAUUUUCUUGAUCUCAGAUCAACCUUAACAUCAAUCUCUAACCUUAGAAUCUUAUCUUAGUGUAGUACAAUUUGAAUCUUACUUAACGCAAGGAUUAACAACC